GGGCGGACCACUACAGGCGCGCUCUGCACGACGCGCGUCAGCGCCGGCGCCUCGGCAAAUAACCUCAUUCUGCAUACGGACUGUUAUUUAGUGGCUCUUCUCCUCUUGAAUUUGAGAUAACGGUACAAGUGUGAGCCACAGUUCAAGUACCGCCAUGGCUGCACUGUCGGGGGGUGAGACGUGCAUCAAAUACCUGAUGUUUGCCUUCAAUCUGGUGUUCUGGCUCGCCGGCACUGCUGUAUUAGCUAUAGGACUGUGGCUAAGAUUAGACCAGAAGACCAAAGGCUUGUUUGAAGAACCAGAUUCUUCGUAUGUGUUUUACACAGGUGUAUAUAUUCUGAUAGCAGCUGGAGCACUGAUAAUGGUGGUGGGCUUUCUGGGAUGUUGUGGUGCCAUCCGGGAGUCCCCCUGUAUGCUUGGAAUGUUCUUCUUCUUCCUGCUAAUCAUAUUUGCCAUUGAGGUAGCUGCUGGAAUCUGGGGAUUUUCUAACCAAAGCCAGGUGGUGAAUGAUAUCACAGGAUUUUACACACAGACGUACAACAACUACAAGUCAAGUGGAGACGAGCACCUCAAAGAGACACUGCGGGUGAUUCAAACUGAGCUGAACUGUUGUGGUCCAAAUGGGAGGUUACAGGAAACAAACCCAGAAACUUGUCCAAAGGGAGAGCUGCUGGAGGAGCUCAUUACUAAGAGCUGCCCUGAUGCCAUUGAAGAGGUGUUUAACUCCAAGUUGCACAUCAUAGGAGGAGUAGGCAUCACCAUCGGGGUCAUUAUGGUGUUUGGGAUGAUCUUUAGCAUGCUCUUGUGCUGCGCCAUCAGGAGGUCCAGGGAGGUGGUGUGACACCCUCUCAAAGUCCUCAUUAAUGUUGCAUGAUGUCAUUCCUAGAGUCCCACGACUCUCCACUGCCAGUAGAAACACUGCUCGUUAAAGGGGGGAUAACCUAAGCUUGGGCUGGGUGCACAUAUUUCUGAUUGCAUUAUACGUCAGUCUUAUCUGUGCUGCUGACGCUUAGGCCCACUUUCCUGGACUAGAUAGCUGUUAUGUGGUUAUAAGGCCCAAUUAUAAAAUGGGUGUCAUCUGUUAUUCAGUGGCAGUGUAGUAAAAAGAAAUGUGUACUUUUGUGGUGAUUUGACUGAAAUUAGUGUGUGAACAGCUAAUUAUCUAAACAAAACAUGAUACUAUUGUAUACUGAUAACAUUUCUAUCGCUGUCACUUGGGGUUAUCUACUAGCAAGAACAUGGUCCAGAUAUUAAAAAAAACCAAAAAAGCAAACACUUCUGCACAACACAGCCUCAGCAGUUUUACAGUUCCUUUUUUCAUGCAACUUCUUAAGUAAAAUUAAGGUGAUGAGUAGCCAGCUGAAUACCGAGCUGUUAACUUUAACCAGCUUGGUGCUAAAGUAGCAUCUUGAUUCCUGUAUUUUCAUGACUUUUGAUUUGUUCCUUAUCCUGAUUUGUGUUUGUAAAUGUUUUCCUUUUUGUAUUUGUAAGAUUUCUAAUGUUAGCUGUUUAUAUUUUUACGUGCAGUUUGACGAUGCAUUUUGCAGUGUCCUCUUCAGUUUUACAGAGAUUGAUUUAUAUCAUAUGCACUGUUUCACAGAGACAAAAUUUAACAAUAAGCGCCAAAUAAACUAAAAUGUAUUGAGUCGA
This is a messenger RNA of Oreochromis niloticus (Nile tilapia), 1650 nucleotides long. It is a transcript of the gene cd9a, whose product is annotated as CD9 molecule a. Bases 155 to 841 code for a protein of 228 amino acids. The transcript has 8 exons. Gene Ontology annotation, cellular component: plasma membrane. The record is from RefSeq and is a predicted model, not a curated record. Lineage: Eukaryota; Metazoa; Chordata; Actinopteri; Cichliformes; Cichlidae.